CAAACCUGCUGGCUAGCUGUUUGUCUUCUUACCAUGUGGUGUGCCUGGAUAGUGUUGCUGGACUUUCUGCAGUUAUUAUCCUAAAAUCCACUGAAUAAACUGUGACUCUUGUACCAGGAGGCCACUUUAAGUCAAGCUGACGACUUCAGGUUUUAUAAGAGUAUAAAGAAGUGGCAGCGAGGCAAACGAUCACAAAAUGAAAUUUGAAGGAAUCGAAGGCUGUGAGAGAUUCCUAAGCCCUGGGAAAGGCCGAGGGGUCAGAGCAACGAAGCAUUUCCAAGUUGGUGACCUGGUCUUUGCCUGUCCGGCAUAUUCCUACGUCCUGACAGUGAAUGAGAGGGGUGGCUACUGCGAAUUCUGCUUCGCAAGAAAAGAAGGGCUGUCCAAGUGUGGAAAGUGCAAGCAGGCCUACUACUGCAACGUGGAGUGCCAGAAAGGUGACUGGUCCAUGCAUAAGAUGGAGUGCUCUGCCAUGUGUGCAUACGGAGAAAACUGGUGUCCCUCAGAAACGGUGCGACUGGUCGCUAGAAUCAUCAUGAAGCAGAAAUUCCUGACAGAUCUGACUCAGUCUGAAAGACUGUUAUCCCUGAAAGAGUUCGAAUCGCAUUUGGACAAGAUCGACAACGAGAAAAACGAGAUGAACCAAACUGAUAUUGCUGCACUCCAUCACUUUUAUUCGAAGCAUCUGGAUUUUCCUAGCAAUGCCGAUCUUGUAGAACUCUUUGCCCAGGUGAACUGUAACGGAUUCACCAUCGAAGAUGAGGAGUUGUCUCAUCUGGGCUCUGCGGUCUUUCCAGACGUUGCCUUGAUGAACCACAGCUGUAAUCCCAAUGCCAUCGUGACUUAUAACGGCACAGUAGCAGAGGUCCGUGCUGUUCAGAAAAUCAGCCCUGGAGAGGAGAUUUUCAACAGUUACAUUGACCUCCUCUAUUCCACUGAGGACAGGACUGAGAGGCUUGAGCAGUCCUACUUUUUUACCUGCGAUUGCACAGAAUGCACCACCAAAUCGAAGGACAACGCCAAACUGGAGAUUCAUCAGAAGCUGAGUAGUGCUCCAGAGGCAAAAGAAAUUGAGGAGAUGGUGAAGUAUGCCAAGAAUAUCAUCGAAGAGUUCAGAAGAGCCAAGCACUAUAAGACUCCCAGCGAUCUGCUAGAGAUUUGCGAGUUGAGUCUGGAGAGGAUGGGAUCCAUAUUUGUUGACACCAACGUGUACAUGCUGCACAUGAUGUAUCAGGCCAUGGGGGUCUGUCUCUACAUGCAGGACUGGGAUGGAGCCAUGAAAUAUGGCGAGAAAAUAGUAGAACCCUAUAGUGUGCAUUACCCUCCAUACUCUCUGAAUGUGGCAUCUAUGUACCUGAAGCUUGGAAGACUCUACAUGGGCCUUGAGAAAAAAACACAAGGAGUGAAAGCAUUACAGAAGGCUAUUGACAUCAUGAACGUCGCGUUCGGAAAAGACCAUCCUUACGUCGCCGAGGUACAAAAGGAAAUCGAAACGCAUUAGUAAACGAGAGGAACUCCUGUAAAUUCAAGAACAGCAUGCAACCAAUACCUCCGCUUGCGUACAGACGAACGUCUGUUUCUCCUCGAUGUCAUUUUAAGUUGUUUUUUGUUUGACAAAUGAUUGCUGACCCGUGUCCUUGACCUUGAGGUGCUGGAUCUGUUACCCUUUCCGUACUAUAAAUACAUAUGCACUGUCUUUGUGAGCAAGGGCUAAUAACUGAGUAUUAAAUAGAACCGUCCUAAAGAUUGUCUUUAAAGAUGCUUCUUUAAUUUCUUUGCCAUGUCGCGUAUCAAUCACAGAGUAAAUGACUGUUUGCUUGGCCACAGAACUUACCAAUGAUUCAAUAACACUAUGCCUGAAUGAGUAUAUGACCAAAGUUGUAUAUCCACGAAUCUGAAUAUUCGUUGUCUCAAUGUGUGGCACAGAAGAUUGCCUUUAUUUCAUGCCAAAGCUCUACACUAAAUAUUUUAACUACUGCAGUUUACCGCUACAAACAAAAAAAACAACAAAAAAAGUCAUUGGUUUUCUAACAUUUUUGGGGUAAUUUGUGACUAUAAUAUUUCUGGCUACCGUUUUAUGAAGUAGACGACUCGAAAAUCUAGUAAUAGUAUGUCGGUGUGCUAUUUUAUUUUAUUUUUUUUUAAAUUGUCUACUAUCAGUUAUAUAAUUGAAUCCAAAAGUCUGAGACCAUAAAA
Hemibagrus wyckioides is the source of this 2196-nucleotide messenger RNA. RefSeq names its product SET and MYND domain containing 2a (gene smyd2a). NCBI's taxonomy places the organism in Eukaryota, Metazoa, Chordata, Actinopteri, Siluriformes, Bagridae. The record is from RefSeq and is a predicted model, not a curated record. Gene Ontology annotation, molecular function: protein binding. Gene Ontology annotation, cellular component: nucleus. The coding region runs from base 197 to 1501 and encodes 434 amino acids. The transcript has 12 exons.